AGGCCCUCGGGGAGACAGCAUGCCAGUAGGGGAGACGGAGACCAAUCACCUACCCAGUGUGCAGCGAUGAGAAGCUCGGGAGGGUCUGACCAGCCUUACAUCUUGAAAGGGAAACCCCUGCUCCUGCGUGUCAGCUGUUACUCGGGGUUCGCCAGUGGCAGCGAGAGGCAGUCGCAGCUUUCAGUCUUCCAGGAUCUCAGCCAGUUCUCUCACUGCAGAGACUGGAGAAGCCCAGCCCGCAGUGUGAAGGGAGAGCCACCGUGGUGCUCACAGCAAGACACCCAGAGUCCCUUCCAGGCAGGGACACCCCUGGAGCGACCCUGUUUCAGCACGAAGUUAUUUGGGUGAGAACUCACCAAGCAUGCACAGCGGGUGCUUCAGCAUAUCCUUUCAUUGAACUCCACACGGCCCUGCUGAGCAGGUGGGCCCACCAUUCUCAGACCCCCAGGGCCCCAUAGACAAGCAAGGACACAGGACCUGGUGGUGCAGGAGAAGGCUGUCCUGCUGGAAAAGGGGGUGACCCUUGCCAUCUAA
Messenger RNA from Mandrillus leucophaeus (drill), 534 nucleotides. Its product is annotated as chromosome unknown open reading frame, human C2orf48. The annotation marks the transcript as partial. Lineage: Eukaryota; Metazoa; Chordata; Mammalia; Primates; Cercopithecidae. The transcript is spliced from 4 exons. The record is from RefSeq and is a predicted model, not a curated record.